Molecule: messenger RNA, 2499 nt
Organism: Vespula pensylvanica (western yellowjacket)
Lineage: Eukaryota; Metazoa; Arthropoda; Insecta; Hymenoptera; Vespidae
Product: amidophosphoribosyltransferase-like
Exons: 8
Coding region: 600-2216 (538 amino acids)
Biological process (GO): purine nucleobase biosynthetic process; purine nucleotide biosynthetic process
Molecular function (GO): amidophosphoribosyltransferase activity
Source: RefSeq, a predicted model, not a curated record
AAAAAAAAAAAAAAGAGAGAUAAAAAAAGAGAAGAAAGAAAAAAAAAAUAUAUGUAAUUUAUGAAGAUAAGGGUAGAGAAAGAGAGUACAUAAAAGAAAGGAACUAUGGUAAAAUGCUUAUGGCAAGCUUUUUUUGGGGUAAAUUGUAUCCGGAAGCGAACCAACCGGUUUCAUGGCGUGAUCGUUUUCGUCUUCUUCAUUUCUUCGUCUUUCUCUUUGUCUCUCUCACUGUCUCUAUCUAUCUCUCUUUUUCUCUUUCUCUCUCUCUCUCUCUCUCUCUCUCUCUCUCUCUCUCUCUCUCUCUGUCGAGAUCUAUCUAUCUAUCUCUCUUGCGAAGAAGUCCUGAAUGCGCGUAGACGUGCGUACGUAACAUAUAGUAUAUGAAUGUGUUCGUGCAUGUGUACGUUGUGUGGUGGGCCAGAAAAUAAAAGAUAAUUGUAAAAGAAGGAGGUAGUACGAGUAAGGAACAAAAAGUAAGUUUCCAUUGGUCACUAGCUCAUUUGUCGUUUGGAACGCGAGCAGCACGUUCUGUUGUAUCGAUCAAUAUAGUACAAUCGAUUAUUACGCGAGAAUCGUAAGAGUUCCUAUAUUAUAAACGUAUGAAUAUAAGAAUGUCUCAUGAUACACAAAGUGAUAGUUGUUCUCGUGCAAUAUCAUGUCUUUCAAUAAAUGAUGUACCAAAAAUGCUCACUUCUAAAGACGAAGCUAAAAAUAAAGAAACCUCUGGACUCACGCAUGAGUGUGGUGUUUUUGGGUGUAUUGCUGCUGGAGAUUGGCCAUCACAAAUUGAUGUAAGCCAAGUAAUAUGUCUCGGUUUAAUUGCUCUACAACAUAGAGGUCAAGAAAGUGCUGGUAUUGUUACGAGUCAGGGUAUCUGUUCAAAAUCAUUCUGUGUUCACAAGGGUAUGGGAAUGAUUAAUAACAUCUUCAAUGAUGAAAGCAUGAAGAAACUUAAAGGCAACUUAGGAAUAGGUCAUACUAGAUAUAGUACUAGUGCAGCUAGCGAAGAAGUCAAUUGCCAACCUUUUGUAGUUCAUACAGCACAUGGUGCCUUAGCAGUUGCUCAUAAUGGAGAACUUGUAAAUACGGAAUCACUAAGGAAAAUGGUAUUAGGCCGUGGGGUUGGCCUUUCAACUUAUUCAGAUUCUGAAUUGAUAACACAAGCUUUAUGUUUGAAUCCCCCGGAAGGAGAAGUUAAUGGUCCAGAUUGGCCAGCACGUAUCAAGCAUCUCAUGCAAUUAGCACCAUUAUCUUAUUCCUUAGUGAUCAUGCAAAGAGAUAAAAUUUAUGGUGUUAGAGACCCAUAUGGAAAUAGACCUUUGUGUUUGGGAAAAAUAGUUCCCAUUGGCAAGCUCGCAGGUGACGAUUCAGACGAUGACGACGAAGCCGAAGGUUGGGUAAUCUCGUCAGAAUCUUGUGGUUUCUUAAGCAUUGGUGCAAGAUACGUUCGAGAAGUUUUCCCAGGUGAAAUUGUAGAAUUAACUCGCGAAGGUAUUAAAACGAUUGACAUUGUAGAGAGACCAGAUAAUAAGCCACAAGCAUUCUGCAUAUUUGAAUAUGUUUACUUUGCACGAAGUGACAGUAUUUUUGAAGGACAAAUGGUAUAUUCGGUUCGUAUGCAAUGUGGUCGUGUAUUAGCAAUAGAAUCUCCAGUAGAUGCAGACAUAGUUAGUUCUGUACCAGAAUCUGGUACAGCAGCAGCGCAUGGUUAUGCUAGACAGUCCCAAAUACCGUUCGCCGAAGUAUUAUGCAAAAAUAGAUACGUUGGUAGAACAUUCAUUCAACCUAGUACACGAUUAAGACAAUUAGGAGUUGCUAAAAAAUUUGGAGCUUUAUCUGAAAAUGUAAAGGGAAAGAAAUUGAUUCUCAUUGAUGAUUCUAUUGUCAGAGGAAACACAAUUGGACCUAUUAUAAAAUUACUACGGGAUGCAGGAGCAAAAGAAGUUCAUAUCAAAGUAGCAUCCCCUCCUUUAAAAUAUCCAUGCUAUAUGGGAAUAAACAUUCCAACAAGGGAAGAGUUAAUUGCGAAUAAACUGGACAAUGUAAAAUUAGCCAAAUAUGUUGGUGCUGAUAGUUUAACAUACCUUUCUGUCGAAGGGCUUAUUCAAGCUGUUAGACAUGGUAUGGAUAAUAAAGAAAGCAGUUAUAUUGGUCACUGCACUGCUUGUUUGACAGGAGAAUAUCCAGAUGAACUACCUGGUGACUUAGAUUGGUGAAGAACGUGAACGAUUCAUAGUUUCACAAAGAAGAAAGUGGAUCCUCUUCUCCAAUACAAACUUCAAUCUAUUUUUCCUAAUUACCAGCAAGAAUAUUAUAUAAUUUUUAAGUUUAUUGGCUAGAUUUAUUGGCUAUAUAUAUUGAUAAAAUGUAUAUAGCCAUUUUGUUAUUCUAAGCUGGUCAGCUAGUUCAGUGCAGUAUUUUAUAUUUAACAAUAUAGUUUAAUUGUAUUUAUAAUCUAUAUAUAAAAUAAUUUUUCUUGGAUGGAAAGAUCAAUCUCAA